AUGGCGGACCCAGUGGCAACCAUCGCCGGCUCGGCCGCCAAGAGCGUGCGGCCAUUCCGCUCCAGUGAAGCCUACGUGGAGGCCAUGAAGGAGGACCUGGCUGAAUGGCUCAAUGCCUUGUACGGCCUGGGGCUGCCCAGCGGUGGUGAUGGCUUCCUGGCCGGGCUGGCCACGGGCACUGUCCUGUGCCAACAUGCCAAUGCUGUCACCGAGGCUGCCCGUGCCUUGGCAGCUGCCCGGCCGGCCCACAGUGUGACCUUCCAGGUGCACAGCGUGGCACCCGGCUCCUUCAUGGCCCGCGACAACGUGGCCACCUUCAUCGGCUGGUGCCGCGUGGAGCUGGGCGUGCCUGAAGUUCUCAUGUUCGAGACCGAGGACUUGGUGCUGCGUAAGAACGAGAAGAGCGUGGUGCUGUGCCUGCUGGAGGUGGCGCGGCGGGGGGCCCGCCUGGGCCUGCUCGCCCCCCGCCUCGUGCAGUUUGAGCAGGAGAUUGAGCGCGAGCUGCACGCUGUACCCCCAGCCCCCAAUGCCCCUGCCGCCGAGGAGGACCCUGCCGGGACUGCUGCUGCACCAGGAGCUCCCACCCGGGGGCCCCGUAUGACCCCCAGUGACCUGCAGAACCUCGAUGAGCUGGUGAGAGAGAUCUUGGGCCAAUGUACCUGCCCAGACCAGUUCCCCAUGAUCAAGGUUUCCGAGGGGAAGUACCGUGUGGGAGAUUCCAGCCUGCUCAUCUUUGUGAGGGUGCUCAGGAGCCACGUGAUGGUGCGUGUGGGUGGCGGCUGGGACACGCUGGAGCACUACCUGGACAAGCAUGAUCCCUGCCGCUGUUCCUCCUCAGCCCACCGCCCACCCCAGCCCAGGGCUCGAACCUUCUCUCCGCAGAGGGUGUCGCCCACGCCCAGCCCCCGAGCUGGCAGCCCAGCACCUGGGGCUGAGCGGCCAGCUGGGGGUGAACGCCGGUGCUCCAGGCCCGAGGUGACCCCCACUAGCCUCCGCAGCUCCAAGGAGGGGGCCGAGACCCCGCUCAGGCCCCGGGAUCAGCUUCCCCCGUACCCCCGCUCCCGCCGCUACUCGGGGGACAGUGACUCGUCAGCCUCCUCAGCCCAGAGUGGCUCCCUUGGUGCCCGCAGUGAUGACACAGGCACCGGUACUCGGAGGGAACGGCCCAGCCGGCGGCUGACCACAGGCCCCCUGCCCUCCCCAAGGAGGCCCCCUGCCCCACGAAGCCAGUCCCGAGACCGGCUGGAUCAGGGUCGGCCGAGGGGCCCUCCGGGAGGCAGGGGGGCCCAGCUGACGGCCCCCAGCCCUACCCGCCGGGCACGGAGCCAGAGCCGAGAGGAGCAGGCUGUGUUGCUUGUACGCAGGGACCGAGAUGGGCAGCACUCGUGGGUGCCACGGGGCAGGGGUGGCAGGGACUCGGGCAGGAGCAGCCCUCACGCCCCCCGGGCCCACAGCCCUGCGACUCGCCGGCCUGCCCGGGUUCCCAGCCCUGGCCCGGAGCUGGGCAGCACUCCGGCCAGUGUCUUCCGCACGCCCCUGCAGCUGGACCCGCAGCAAGAGCAGCGGCUGUUCCGCCGCCUGGAGGAGGAGUUCCUGGCCAAUGCCCGUGCCCUUGAGGCUGCUGCUGGCGGGAACCCCACCAGCCCUGCCCCUGACCCAGCCCGACCCGUGGACCCCCCAGCCCCCGAUUCAGCCUACUGUUCCUCCAGCUCCUCUUCCUCCUCCCUCAGCGUCCUGGGUGGCAAGUGUGGCCCUCCUGGGGACCCUGCCCGGACAGCCAAUGGGCUGCCUGGGUCCCGUGGCCCAGCCCUAUCCAGCUCUUCUGACGAGGGCGGCCCCUGCCCUGGUGUCGUGGGGCCACCUGAUGUCCCUGGGACCCCUCAGACGGGCCUGGAGCCCUUGAGGACCUGGCCCCGGGGCCGGAUGGACACGCAGCCGGACCAGAAGCCCUCCCGCAUCCCCACACCACAGGGUCCCCGCCGCCCCUCUGGACCCCCAGAUCUCCGGGCCUGGCGGGCCCUGCACUCACUCAGCUCAAGGGCUGAGCCAGAUUCCUGGAUGUGA
Orycteropus afer afer is the source of this 2064-nucleotide messenger RNA. RefSeq names its product growth arrest specific 2 like 1 (gene GAS2L1). Gene Ontology annotation, biological process: protein localization to microtubule plus-end; actin crosslink formation; regulation of microtubule polymerization or depolymerization. The record is from RefSeq and is a predicted model, not a curated record. Gene Ontology annotation, molecular function: cytoskeletal adaptor activity; actin filament binding; microtubule binding. Gene Ontology annotation, cellular component: microtubule plus-end; actin filament; cytoplasm. The transcript has 5 exons. Lineage: Eukaryota; Metazoa; Chordata; Mammalia; Tubulidentata; Orycteropodidae. Bases 1 to 2064 code for a protein of 687 amino acids.